Messenger RNA from Ostrinia nubilalis (European corn borer), 3649 nucleotides. RefSeq lists its product as uncharacterized. The record is from RefSeq and is a predicted model, not a curated record. NCBI's taxonomy places the organism in Eukaryota, Metazoa, Arthropoda, Insecta, Lepidoptera, Crambidae. Gene Ontology annotation, molecular function: DNA binding. The coding region runs from base 1 to 1026 and encodes 341 amino acids. The transcript is spliced from 3 exons.
AUGACGACGCAGCCCGGCCGGAGCUCUGCUCCGUGCUGUCCGGGCAACGGGCUCACCUGCCACGCACACAGCGGUGCAGCGCCCGGCACACACCUGCAUGCGCUUACACCACGCAGCCUUGCAUCCGGGUCGCACUUGACGUCGAACCUUAUCGAGUGCGCGAUAGAGUCCAAUCAAACUAAUAACGCGGUGGACGGCGGCGGCGAGCUCGCAGCCUCGGAGUGCGUCCCGGGGAUCCGGCAACAGUCGGGCUGGCUGCAUCGGAAGCGGAGCGUUCAGGCUGCCGACACGUCGCGGCCGGGCCCUGGGCCAGCUGACGUCAGCGCGCCAGGGCCGGCGGCGGGGCAAGACGGGCCCCGCGGCAGUGCCGCGCGCGCCGUCCGCCCGGCCGCACGCUGCCCGCUCCGCCGCACCCGCCGCCACCAGCCCGCCACUCCGGCCCCGAGGCUCCGCAGUCCGCACCCGGCCACCGCCGCCCACUCGCCUGACCUCACCAGCCACCGCCAGACUCCAGCCGCGACACACAAAAUGGUUCGCAGAUACGAAAGGAUGAGCGGCCGUCAAUCCUGGAGCGAAGAAGACAUGGCGAAAGCCGUCGCUGCCGUGGUCUCCGGCAAGAUGGGCUACAAGCUCGCCGCCAGGACCUUCCACAUCCCGCGCUCCACGCUGCAGCGCCGCGCCAGCAAGGUGCGCUACCAGCAGCCCGACGACCCCAAGCCCCUCAUGGGCCACUACAGGCGCGUCUUCACAGACAGCCAGGAGAAAGACCUAGUCGGAUACAUAAAAAGCAUGGAGAAAUACUUCAUGGGCGUCUCCAGACGCGACAUCAGGGAACUAGCCUUCCAGUACGCCGAGGACAACCAACUGAACCAUCCCUUCGACGUCAACAGCAGAAUGGCCGGCGAGGACUGGGUAAGGAACUUCUUAAAGAGAAACCCCGAACUUCUGGACAAGCCAGACAAGGACUCGGAGUUGGAACCGGUGAACUUUGAUCAAUUUUAUCACUUCAUGGUUCAGUUCUCAUGAUGCCCGACGUAACGACUCGGAGGGCGCCAGGUCAAGUACGGGGCCGAGAGAGCCUCGCGUCGCUUGGGGCCAAUCUAUUAGUGUUUCUGACUGACUUCGCCGCUAGUAACGUCAAACGGGAGACUGAAUAACUUUACUGUAGCCAAUGUAUUCAUGCCUUACGAGGAUAUCUAAGAGACUCACAGACAAACAAUAUUAAACAACACUAGUGGAUUGGUAUUUACUAUUAAGAUAGAAAAAUAAGAUUUUCAAAAUAUUGUAACUUAAUAAUAUAUUCAAAAGAUAUUUGUAACUGUAUUUAUGGUAGAGCAAAGCUCAAAUUCGUUGUUACUUUAAAUGUUUUUAUUCGGUUUUAUUUAAAUGCGAUUAAUUUGUAUACACUACGUACUUACUUAGCUACCAAUUGCUGAUACAUAGUUAUCAUCUAUUUAUAGUCUAAAUUCUGUUGUUUAAUGGUAAAGUGACUUGUUGAAUCGAGGGCUGUGAUAAAGAGAAGGCGUAUAUUUUAUUGAGCAUAUCAUUAUUGAGGUAAUGCUAUAAAACAAAACGGUGAUAAUUGUAGGACACUGAUACGUAGCACAAAUUUAUAGUAGGUAUCCUAGUUGCAAUUUAUUUUGUGGUAUUAUACAUGUUACGAAUAUAUUGUCACAUUUUGCAAGCGCAAUACUAAGAUUUUUGGGCACACAUUAGCUUUUUAUAAUUAGUCAAAUAUUUAAAUAACCAAGUUACUAUGAAAAUUAACAUUUUACAACAAUAUUACAGUGCUAUUUUAAUGGGUUAGAAACAAGAAAAUAAUACUUUGACUCUACUUGCGCAAGGCCGAAUUUGUCUUUGGAUAAACCUUGACAAAUAGUAACUUGUUUCAGCUGUAGUAGGUAAUAUUUAAAUUAUUCAGGUUUUUGCUUUUAGGAACUAAAAUUUUCCGUUUGAUACCUAUUGCUUCAUUUAAAGUUAUUUUUAAAAAAGAACACGAGUUAUUUAAUUUUACUUAAACUGAUUUAUUUUCAAUGAAGUAAGCAAUAUUAGUUUUCAAUAAAUCGAAACUCUACUUCAACGAAAACCUGUUGAGACCUAGCGUUUUACGAGCUUUUUAAGUUAAAGUAUGUCAGUCGAUUAGUGGUGUCAAGUACUACUCUGUUCCAGCAGUUGAAGUGUUGUGACUUAGCAAUACCUAGUUUUUAGCGGUUAAUUCAUAACCGGGGUGUUUAAAGUGCAAUUAAUUUAGUUUUUCAGAAGAAGCUGUGCCAGCAUUCUAUCUUUCUUCACUGAAUCAUGUACAUAAUAGGUUUCUGACAGUACACGUUUGGUGAAACAAUGACGUCAUUACUAUACAAAAUCUAUGACGCAAUUUGACAGCUCAUAAAAAGUGCGUCAAUCGAUUGAUGCUGUGAACUAAUGCAUACGUACAUCUUUUAUUGCUAUUGAUUCUCAUUAGCAUCACGGAAUGACGAAACAAACACAGAGAUGUAAAUGAAAACAAUUUAGCGAUCAUGGUUUUGCGAUGGACGUGUGAUAUGCAGCUUAAAUGUCCGUUAGAGAAUUAUGCUCUUUUUCCUGUAGAGUUUCUAGUGAUACCCUUUAAUUCAUAAACCAACGACUAAGUACGAAAUUUAAGAUUGCAUUCUUCCCUUAAAAAUGUAAACAAUAGUGGGUUGGUUUGUUGAUGGUAGAUGUAUCUAUUAAUAGUGUCAAUGUUACAUUAUUUUUAUAAUUCCCUCCCAUGGUACAUACUUUGUCUUAUUGUGAUAUGGUAAUGGUGAUUGGUGAUAUUAGAAGGGAAAGGUUUAUUCUUAUAAACAGUUACGAAUUCAAGCUAGAGUAUACGAGCGACGAAAUUUUAUUUAAAUUGUUGAUGUGUAUCAGUUUAUUUUAAAGUCAACUGUAAUUACUGUGGUAAAGUCCAGAGCACAUAGGACUCUACAGCACAAUCACUUAAAAAUUGUGUAUUUUGAUAGUCGUUCUUCGAAUAAUUUGUCAUUGAAAAUAUAUUUUCAUUCAAGAUAUUUAUCUUAAUAAAAAGGAAUUGGUAAAUAGAAUUUUAAGAAUUUCAAUGUAAUUAAUUUGUCACAUCAAGCUUCUUACGCAAUUGAAAUAUUUAGGUGCUAUACUCUGUAACAAAAAUGUAUAAUAAAUAAUCUGAUGUUCUUUAGACUAUACUCGUUUUUGCGUAACAUACUUAUUAUAAUCAGGUUUUUUUUUCUUUGAAUAAUAUUACUACUAAGGGUGUCUAAAGUUUUUAUAAAAAAUAAUAUUUUUACAUGGUUAGGAAUGGAAAUGUUGGUAUAUAAAAUUAUAACAAUGACGAAACAUAAAUCGUAUCCAAAAGUGUGGAAUAUUUGUCGUUACCUGAGUUAAUUUUUGAUCUCUUAUUUUAGUAAAUCAAAAGUAGGUAGAUAUUAUGAUUAUAUUUAUUAACUGUUUGAAUUAUUGUUAGUAAUCGUUGGUCUUAAGAUAUUUUGAAACGUGGAAAGUGGUAUGCCAAACAUUGUUGAUUUUAAUUUGAGAUUUAUGAUUCCCUCCUGACUAACAAAAUAUUAAGUCAAAUAUGUUAAUUUAUAAACAAUAAUUUAUGCAACUUAUGUUGAACAAAAGCCAUUGUUCCGAGUUUAUAUUUAGAAUAUGA